Molecule: messenger RNA, 1487 nt
Organism: Chenopodium quinoa (quinoa)
Lineage: Eukaryota; Viridiplantae; Streptophyta; Magnoliopsida; Caryophyllales; Amaranthaceae
Exons: 3
Coding region: 534-1187 (217 amino acids)
Source: RefSeq, a predicted model, not a curated record
ACCGCCAACCCUAAGCAAAGGACUACAAAACCCUAAGCAAGGGACUUUUUUUGUUUCUAUUGAUUUGAGGGCUUGAUAUCAAUAAAGGUGGGCAUAAGUCGUGUCAUAUACACCAGUGUGCCUCGUUCUCAAGCGGAUCAGUCUUAAAUGGGCCAUGAUAUAUUCGUGAUGUGCAUAUAUGAAACUCAUGCCCAACCCAACCUUGUGUCAGGUGCAAAUUUAUGCAUAAAACAAAUGCAGACAGCCCAAUCUAUAGCAGCCUCAACAAUUAGAGCCAGACCUAACGCUCUUGGCCCAGUACGACUAACCAUUUACUACCACCUGCUCGAAAAAAAAAAAGAUAAAAAAGGCAAGAAAAAGACUAGUGGCACCACCGUAUAGCGAGCGAGGGAAGUCGAACUUUGUAGAAUCAACACAUAUACAGCUUAUAACAUGGAAGACCCUUCUAGAUAAUUAGCCGUUCAACUUCAUCUCUCCCCAAAUUCUCUCUUCACCAUUUCCAAAUAAUUCUAUUCUACUUCCAAUUUAGUAAGAUGGAAGAACAUCAUAUUACCAAGAAGAGAAAGAUACAAGAAGAAAUCAAGAACAAUAAAAAUAGUGAAUUUCUGACAAGAAAAGUAAAGAUGUAUUGUCCAGCAGUAUCAAAGGUAGCAGAAAUUAUGGCUUGGGAAGAUCAAAGAUUGGAUUUUGGCACCAUUGCUAGAGUUUUCGGGCUCGAACCCGAAACCUUGAAGCUUAAUGGACAUUUUAUUAGUAGAGGUGUGGACCUUAUUGCUUCCUCUGUUACAUGGAAAUCUUUACUUUCUUUCUUCUCUUCGAAGGGUUUGUCCACUGGUACUGAUUCUUCUGGUGCUCUAGUUGUCGAUGGAAAGCUCUUCAAGUCUGGUUCUAAGAAAAAUGUACAUGAGGAAGGUGUAGGAAUAAGUCGAACUUGUGAUGAAGAGAUCGAGUCGAGGUGUAAUAAGAAGUUGAAGGAGAGCCAGAUGGCUAAAUGUGGUGAUACUGGAUUGAAGAGGAAAAAUUGGGUGGAAAAUGUUAAUCCCAUGGUUAAGAGACCGAGAGUUAAUGGUCAUGAAGAUAGAGAGUGCUGCAUCAACAAGUUGCGUUGUGGCUAUCAGUUGCAUGAGACUAUGAAGAGAAUGAGAGAAGAUGAAGUCGUCGCAUCAUCUUGUAAGAGAGCGCGAUGAAUGAAGUUCCAAUUUUGCUGUUGGAAACUCUUGUUUGGUUUGUAGAUUGAUCGGAAACAUACAAACAAUUGUCCGGAGUAUCCUUACAUUUGAUGAUAACAUAAUGUUGUUCAUCUUCAUUUGUGUGUUGCAAGGAGGCGAGUGUACCUGUAAAAGUGUAAGCUCAUUCUUCCUUGCAAUGUGGUUGGGUUGGGUUGAUUUUGUACACGUAGCGAGUUCUGUAGAGAAGAAACACCUGAAUGUUAAAGUAUACAAGUUCAAUGUUUAUGUGCAAGUUAUAGUUGCAGAGAGGCAGCGUAA